Molecule: messenger RNA, 318 nt
Organism: Protobothrops mucrosquamatus (brown spotted pit viper)
Lineage: Eukaryota; Metazoa; Chordata; Lepidosauria; Squamata; Viperidae
Product: CASP8 and FADD-like apoptosis regulator
Exons: 2
Biological process (GO): negative regulation of extrinsic apoptotic signaling pathway via death domain receptors
Molecular function (GO): protein binding
Source: RefSeq, a predicted model, not a curated record
UGGCCUGUGAGGAUAUUUUGCAGUGUCCCAGCAUCCCUCCUAUACCAGUUUGUACAGGAACUGGAUACAGAUGAAAAGGAAAUCAUGGGGUUCUUGUGCAGUGAUCUCAUGUCUGACGUAUCUACACCUGGUGGCCUACAACUCUUAACAGCUUUGAAUGAAAAGGAGAAGCUGACCACCAUCAACUUAUCUGAACUGUUAUACAGGCUGAAAAGAUUUGAUUUGUUAAAGAAGUUCCUGGGGACUGGAAGAGCAGCCGUGGAAGCCAGUUUGGCCACGCACCCUCAGAUGUUGUCAAAAUACAGAGAUUUUAGCUCC